AUGACAACAGCUAAUGAUCUCGAAAGAAGUUCAUGGUGUGCACUCGAUUCCGGCGUAAUGAGCGAAAUUUUGAAGUAUUUUAACGACACGGAUGGGGAUGCAGUUUUUGCUAUUUGGAAGACCUGCAAGCCAUGGAGGAGCAUAGUUCGGUCCAUUGUUCGUUACCCACCCUACGAUCCCCGCUAUCCUUAUCUUCUAUCGCUCAAAGAUCAGACAUGUAGGUUCGUCCAUCCUUUCUAUGGUCAUACUUUCUGCUUGGAGUUUCCAGAAUUAUUAAAUACACAUAUUCGUUUCUCUAAAUUCGGCUGGCUUCUUUUAUCUCGAACAUGUUAUAGUCACUUUUUCUUCAAUCCCUUCACAAGACGCAAAAUCGAAAUCCCCGAUAACUUUAUGCCCAAGAUUGAUCCUUGCCAAUUCACCAAAAUGUGUUUUUCAUCCCCUCCAACAAAUUCCGAUGAUUGCUACAUUGUUGGAAUUAGUUCUUUGGACCUCUUCUUAUUUGUUCCUGGUCAAUCUUGGACUGUAUAUUUUAUUUGUGGGCCUUAUCACUGGGAAUCCAAUUUAUAUCCUCAUGAAUUAAAAGACAAACUGGCUUCACACUCUCAUCCUGUCAUACAUGAGAACAAGUGUUAUAUUUUGGGAUUAAAUGGUCAUCUUAUAGUAUUUGAUUUCAAGAGCAGAAAAUUCUCUUUCAUCGGGAAGCCUUUUCUCCAUAAGAAAGUUGAUUCCGUUUACAGAAGUUUUUUGGUCAUUAAUGAUGAAAAACUAUUAGGUAUAUUUGAAUUUGAUCGCCGAGACAAAAUUCUGAUUCGGGAGCUAAAUAUAUCUACAAAAAAAUGGCAGAAGGUGUCUGACAUAGAUAACAAACUGGUAUAUGUCAGUUAUGGAUCAUCGUUUAUCAGAAGUGCUCCUACGGGAGUUGAAGGUGGCAAGGUUUAUUUUCCGCAAGUACUAGAAGAUACAUGUAUUUUCUAUUCUCUCGCUAGUAGAAAAUACCAAUCCAGUACUUCAAAUAGUUAUUCAAGUAAAGUUCCAGUUGAUGUUGAAGAACUCACAAAUUGUACUUGGAUCGAGUCAUUGCCUUAUAAAGAAAAUUAA
Messenger RNA from Mercurialis annua (annual mercury), 1098 nucleotides. Its product is annotated as F-box protein At4g00893-like. The record is from RefSeq and is a predicted model, not a curated record. Lineage: Eukaryota; Viridiplantae; Streptophyta; Magnoliopsida; Malpighiales; Euphorbiaceae. The transcript has a single exon. Bases 1 to 1098 code for a protein of 365 amino acids.